AUGCGGCGGUCGCCGCCGCCACUGCUGCCGCCGCUGCUCGUGCUGCUCAGCGGCUUCGGCGCUGCGGCGCCGCCCGCAGACUCCCUGGCCCCGCUGCCUGCUCCUCGAAACCUGAAGGUUCACCUGUACAAUGCCCAGCAGGCGCUGAGCUGGGAGCCGGUGUCCCUGGACAGCGACCCGAGGCCCGUGGUCUACCAGGUGCAGUAUAAAUACAGCACCAGUAGUAACUGGUAUGACGUCAACAAAGAGGAUAGCAAGGUGGAUUGUACGAACCUCACCAGGACAGAGUGUGACUUCACCGCAAACAGCCUCUCGGAGGGAUUCCCAUGGCGCUUCAACAUCUCUUUACGUGUUCGAGCUAAGCUGGGGGGCCUCGUUUCUGCCUGGGCAACAGCACCUUGGUUUGAACACUAUCGGAAUGCUACCAUCGGGCCUCCAGAAAACAUCCGGGUGACCCCAAAAGAAGGUUCCCUUAUCAUCAAGCUUUCUGCUCCCUUCGAUGUCCCUGCCUCCGAGGCCUCUUUUGUGUAUCAUGUCUACUACUGGGAGAAGGCAGGAGGCAAACAGGUGACAUGCUGUUUCAGGAGCAACUUCAUCACACUGAAUGAUUUAAAACCCUUAAGAGUAUACUGUUUUCAAGUCAAGGCAGAACUGUGUUUGACCAAAGAAAACAUCUCUCGACCUGGACUGUUAAGCAACAUAUCUUGCUCUGAAACAGCAGCAGAUGCCUCUGUCAAGCUUCAACAAGACAUCCUGGCCGUCGUGACAACCUUUUCGGUGUUGUUGGUGGUGGUAGGGUCCUGUCUCUUCCUGGUUCUGAAAUACAGAGGCCUGGUUAAACACUGGUUUCACUCCCCGCCAAGCAUUCCAUCACAGAUAGAAGAGUAUUUAAAGGAUCCAGAUCAGCCCAUCUUAGACGCUUUGGACAAGGACAGCUCGCCAAAGGAUGACGCCUGGGACUCCGUGUCCAUCGUGACGUUUCCAGAGAAUGAACAAGAAGGUUGUCCCCAAAGUGCUGAUCCGAGCCACCAGCCCACAGAAGGCAUUCUCUGA
Rangifer tarandus platyrhynchus (Svalbard reindeer) is the source of this 1053-nucleotide messenger RNA. Lineage: Eukaryota; Metazoa; Chordata; Mammalia; Artiodactyla; Cervidae. The record is from the annotation of a GenBank genome assembly.